Molecule: messenger RNA, 847 nt
Organism: Trematosphaeria pertusa
Lineage: Eukaryota; Fungi; Ascomycota; Dothideomycetes; Pleosporales; Trematosphaeriaceae
Exons: 1
Coding region: 115-732 (205 amino acids)
Source: RefSeq, a predicted model, not a curated record
GUAGCUCAAGCUAGAAAUCUUCCACUACCGCCUGUUCCUCUCCAUGCCUUUCAACCACCUCAUGCACGAAUCGCGAUCGCGCAAGAAAGGCGGGCGACUCCACAUCGCGCUGACAUGCAAAGAGUUCGCCAACCUCGCCCUGUAUAUCUACUACACCGAGAACAGCUUCGUGCUCGAGCCGAAACACGACGAGUACGGGUAAUCCCAUUCCACCUCCGCUAUCCCGACCUAGCCGUGGGCCACCUGCUCCGCAACCUCGAGCUCCGAGUAAUGGUGAACCCGGGCUUUGAAACACUGGAGGGGAUGCUGAACUACAAGGACUACGACUGGCGCUUCCUUCUGCGCGUCGAUCAUCACUGGAAGGAAAGCGGUGUGCGCUUGAACCGGGAACACGUCCGUCGUGCGCUUCGAGUGCCAGAUCUUGCACGCUGGCAAGACUACUUCCCCAAUCUGAACUCGCUGAAGAUUGUUCUCUGCGUCCCAAACGACGGGCCCGCCGAUCCCGUGGCGUGUUUUGGUGACUCGGCGGCGCAACCCGGGUUCCUCAGCGUGUUUGCGGAGCGCAUUGAGAAGGCGCGCAUUGAUGUGAGGGCGAAGGGGGUGGAAGUAGAGGUAACGGGGAUCGCGUCGAUUAUCGGCUUCGUCGUUAUCUGGCCUUGUAUUAUCGGAGUAUCGGGGGAGGUGGGCGUAUGUGCCAUGAUGCUUGUGGGCGGAUUGUUAGGACAGCAGUGAAGGGUUUGACAGAGACCACUGAUGGCAAGGCGAGCUAAGGCUUAGAGCCUAGGUUUUGUCGUCGAGUAUAUGCGCUUUGAAUUGGGCGGAGCCGGUCGGAGGCAUAUAAAGUCGG